GGGGGGGGUGGCUAAUUAAUAUUUUAGUUCUAGCGACGUCCCUGAUUCCUACCCUUUAACUUUUUGUCUGAAAAUUAAAUUGACGUUUUACUCAACUGCGUUACCCACUCCAGUCAGCUAAUGGCGGUCUGCGACUUUAAGGCAUUUCUGCUACUGUGACGUAUAAUCUAGUGGACGGAACGCUUCUUUCAAUAGCAGCAACAGUCAGUCAGUCACUUCGGUAGCUUGCUAGACAAAAUAGACGAACCAAUAAAGGUCUUUAGACGCUUUCGUAAUUAUUAGCCACUGUGUUUUAAACCCUCUUCUGUCGUCUAGUUAGUUAUCCGUUUUAAUUUCAUAUUUACGGUGUUGUUAUUAUUCCGUUAGCGGGCUGGUUAAGUUAGCACUAGCCUAGCUAGCUAACAUCCCCGACCAUGCGGUCACUAAGCUACUCCCCUGCUAUAGAAGAAGCGGGUAUCACAGUAAAACAAGAAGUAGAGGAUGAGGCCGUUACUGUGAAAGAAGGGGAAGAAGCGUUCAGAGUGAAAGGGGAGGAGGAUGUUACAGUAAAAGGAGAGGAGGAUGCAGUUUAUGGAGUGAAAGAGGAGGAGGAAGAGAUGACUGUUACAUUGAAAACGGAGGAGGAAGAAGAGGAGGAAACUGGAUAUCUGGUCCCGGUUUCCCAAACGCAUCUUAAGGUGUCCGAUGGUUCUAACGGUGAACUUAGCCAUAAGAUGGUUUUGAGAAACCGUUCCCUGAUUAACACUCGAGAGAUACGGGACUAUCGUGGAAUCUCUGGGGAGCCUCAACAACCUCAUGAUGCUGAAGAGGCAGAGAAGAGUCUCUACAAGUCAAAACUCCUAAAGAAACACCAGCAGAGAUCCACAGGGAAGAAAUCUCACCGCUACUCUGACUGUGGGAAGAGAUUCACCUCAUCAGGCAUUAAAAUUCAUCAGAGAAUCCAAACAAGAGAGAAACCUUAUGGCUGUGCUCAAUGUGGGAAGAGUUUUGUUAAAUCUAACCAUCUGACUUUACACCAGAGAAUACACCCAAGAGAGAAACCAUAUAGCUGUGAUCAAUGUGGGAAGAGUUUUGUUAAAUCUAGCAGUCUGACUUUACACCAGAGAACACACACAGGAGAGAAAUCUUAUAGUUGUGAUCAAUGUGGGAAGAGUUUUUAUUUUUCUGGCUAUCUAACUAUACACCAGAGAACACACACAGGAGAGAAACCAUAUAGAUGUGAUCAAUGUGGGAAGAGUUUUUAUUUUUCUGGCUAUCUAACUAUACACCAGAGAACACACACAGGAGAGAAACCAUAUAGCUGUGAUCAAUGUGGGAAGAGUUUUUCUACUUCUGGCAAUCUGACUAUACACCAGAGAACACACACAGGAGAGAAAACUUAUAGCUGUGGUCAAUUUGGGAAGAGAUUUUCUUCUUCUGGCUAUCUAACUAUACAUCAUAGAACACACACAGGAGAGAAACCUCUUAGCUGUGAUCAGAGAUAAUCUGAUAAAAGAUCUCUGAUCAAAUAUCAGAAAAUGUAUAUAUGAAGGAGUUGUUUCAUGAUAUCAAUGAAAUGUCACAAUGUAGAACGUUUUAACAUUGUAGUAGGAGCAUUUUAAUGUCUCAAUGUAGAAUGUUUUAAUAUAUAGUAUAUUAAUAUACUCUGCAGUCAGUCAGUCAGAAUGUCACAAUGUAGAACCCUAAACGUUUGCCCCCUUAUCAAUUGGUUUCAACAUGAUAUGGAUAUUAUGCUCAUUGUGGGAAAUCCAGGCUCUGAAUUGGAAGAGUACUAUUUAUGUGAUUUAACACAAAGUGACUAACAAAAAAAGAGUUGUCCUCUAACCAGUGAUGUACACAUUAUUCCCAUAAUCAACUGAUUUCAACAUAAUAUCGAUGAGUGAUGACAAAUAAGUGUUGUGUUCCUUUGUUUAGUGACCCCUAAAUUUAAAUGCAUCACUCCAAAAUGUAGCUGACUGUCUUCUACAGGUUGUCCUCUAACCAGUGAGCUAAAAGAUAUCUCCCAUUUCCAUGUUUUUUUGUUGUUGUUAGUUUCAACAGCACGUACAACCUGAUUUCCCCCCUAAUCGAUGUCAGUGAUUUAUUGCUACUUGUCAAAACAACAGCGUUUUUGGUGCUUGUGCAGUUUAUAAGGAGCUUGUUUAUAUAAAUACAAGUAAUAUGAUUAUUGUGGCAGAUGUUUGUGUAAAUAGCACAUGUUAGGUUUUCAAUUUAUCCCAAACUGUUUCUGCAUAUUGGUUAUUGAUUUGGACACGUUAAAACUGUGUUUUAGCAUUGCGCUAUUCCCAUUUAGCAAAAUGUAAUUGAAAAGACGUUGAAAAGAAGACUAUGCAAUCAAAUAUUUCACAUUUACAUUUCAUUCAUUUCAUUUCAUGUAACAUUUAGUAAUGGAAUUUAUUCAUGCAACCAACUGAUGUUUUUUUGGUCAAUUAUAUUGACAUUGUUGCCCUUCUUUUAGAAUAGCAGGGUUCAUUCUCAGAUGUGCCAACCCAAAUGUACUAGAGCAUGACAUUGGGGACUGGGCCACGAUCCAACAACAUGCCUAUCUAGUGAACCCUGAAAAGAGAGAGAAGCUCUGCAGUGAGGUGGAAAGUUACUACGGAUAUUGCAGGAGUUUCCUCUUGAAAUCAGACAUGUCUGUGGUGAGAACAACCUGGUUGCUGAUUGUCUCAAGGGGGGCAGUCAAAAUGUUUUGCGUUUAGCCAAUGCAUUGCCAUGGAUCACAGUUUAUUUUUACUGCAAGUUUUUCCGUAUUGGAGAUGAGUUUUGUUUGGGCUCGUUCCAAGGGGACGGGAGUUCUAGAAGCGAGUGAGUUUUAGGAAGACGUUAGUUAUAGAAGUUAUAGAAAGAAAAAUCUUUGUGGGAAUAAUAAAAAAUAAAUAUUGUUUUUAAUUGUUGUUUGCCAGUAGACAGACACCAUGUUUAUAUUGGUGAUGGUGAAGCAUUGUAGUUGAUUAUAAUGUGUAAUUGAAGUUGUUUUCUGUUGUUGGUGAGCAAACUCUUAAGGUGUUAGUUAGCCUUUGGUUUUUCCAUUUAUGUUUUGAGGUUGGACCUUAGCACGUAUGGCUAGUUAGCACGUAGGACGCACUGAUAAGUGUCACCUCGUUAGUCAGUAUGUGUUACACCUGUGCUGGCUUCUCCAUCACGUUAGUGGGAAGGUGUUUCACCUGAGCUGGUCCAGGUUCUAUUUAAGAGUGUCUGGCCCAGUGCUCCAGUUGUCUUGAUAGAUGUGGAGAGUCAACACCUUUAGUUGCUCCACUUUCUGUCUUUAAAUUUGGUGUAGGUUUUUCUUUUGUUUUCCUCUUCUUGAGCAGAUUUAGUGGGUCUCAUGGUGGGUGUCUUUUAGGUCCCAGUUGUUGUUACUAGUCAACUUUCAGUCGACACCCACAUUGUGUCUUUGAGAACCCCUCCUAAAAAACAAGCUUAUAUUUUGGGUUGGAUAUUGCAUCCAAUUAGUGUUUUAAUCAAUGGCAUUUCCUUAGAAUGUUCAUUGGUCUUUCAGUUGUUAAUCUUCUGUUUUUUUAUCCUGUUAUUUUUGUGUACUAAGUACUUCUGUUUAUUUUCAUUGUUUUCUCCUGUGAAGCCAUUGUGUUGCAACCAUGUCUGAAAUGUGCUGUAUAAAUAAAGCUUGAUUUGAUUUCAACAAAUGAA
Molecule: messenger RNA, 3651 nt
Organism: Salvelinus fontinalis (brook trout)
Lineage: Eukaryota; Metazoa; Chordata; Actinopteri; Salmoniformes; Salmonidae
Product: zinc finger protein 239-like
Exons: 2
Coding region: 414-1484 (356 amino acids)
Biological process (GO): regulation of transcription by RNA polymerase II
Molecular function (GO): DNA-binding transcription factor activity, RNA polymerase II-specific; RNA polymerase II cis-regulatory region sequence-specific DNA binding
Source: RefSeq, a predicted model, not a curated record